CUUGACAAGCCCGUUUACCAACGACUACUUUACUUAUUAGUAAAUUAUUAAAGCCGAGUCGCAGCGGUUGGAAUUAUCAUUUCUAUCAAAAAGUAAAAAAAGAAGUAAUUAACAAGAUGACCAAGACUCGAGUUUAUGUUGUUGGUGUUGGCAUGACAAAGUUCGAGAAACCAGGUCGCCGUGCUGAUGUUUGCUAUCCGGACUUUGCCAAGGAGGCGGUCACCAAAGCUCUGCAGGAUGCCAAACUGCAAUACACGGAUGUGCAACAGGCUGUCGUUGGCUACGUCUAUGGUGACUCCACCUGCGGCCAGCGUGCUGUCUACGAGGUGGGCAUGACAGGCAUCCCGGUGUACAAUGUGAACAACAAUUGCUCCACGGGCUCCAGUGCCUUGUAUCUGGGCAAGCAGAUCAUCGAGUCGGGCAAUGCUGAUUGUGUGCUCGCUCUUGGCUUUGAGAAGAUGGAGCGUGGUUCGCUCUCAUCGAAGUACUUCGAUCGUGCCAAUCCCAUGGAACGCCACAUCACAGAAAUGGGUGAGCUGACCGAGAUCGGAGCUGGUCCCAUGGCUGCCCAGAUUUUUGGCAAUGCUGGCAAAGAACAUAUGAAGAAGUACGGCACAAAGCCCGAGCACUUCGGCAAGAUUGCCUGGAAGAACCACAAACAUUCCGUUAAUAAUCCCUACUCGCAAUUCCGCGAUGAAUAUACUCUGGAUCAGAUUAUGAAGUCGCCGCAGGUGGUCGAAGGUGUACUGACUAAGCUGCAGUGCUGCCCCACUUCCGAUGGCUCUGGUGCUGCUAUUCUGGCAUCUGAGCAGUUCGUGCGUCGUCAUGGUCUGGAGAAGCAGGCUGUAGAGAUCGUGGGCAUGGAGAUGGCCAGUGACCCAGAGUCUACCUUUGCCGACAAAAGCCUAAUGAAGAUUGCUGGUUAUGACAUGACUCGCCUGGCCACACAGCGUCUGUUCGCGAAGAGUGGUUACAAGCCACAGGAUGUGCAGGUUGUUGAGUUGCACGAUUGCUUCUCGGCCAACGAGCUGGUGACCUAUGAGGCGCUGGGUCUUUGCGCCGAGGGCAAGGCUGGCGAGUUCAUUGAUGCUGGUGACAACACCUACGGAGGAAAGUUUGUGGUCAAUCCCAGUGGUGGACUGAUCUCUAAGGGUCAUCCUCUGGGUGCCACAGGUUUGGCUCAGUGCGCUGAGCUCUGCUGGCAGCUGCGUGGUCAGGCCGAGAAGCGCCAGGUGGCCAAUGUAAAGCUGGCACUGCAGCACAAUCUGGGUUUGGGAGGCGCUGUUGUUGUGGGUCUCUAUCGGCUAGGUUUCCCGGCUGCCAGCAACACCAAGCAUAAUCUGACUGCAGCUGUCAAGGCGGCAACAAGUGAGGAGGGUUUUAAGGUGUCGCCGCUGUUAAAGCUGCUCGAGCAGGCCAUGCAGGAAGACAAGGAUAAUCUGAUUGAAAAGGUGCGCGCAGUAUACGGCUUCAGGGUAAACAAUGGACCCCAGGGACAGAGUGGCUUCUGGGUGAUCGAUGCCAAGCAGGGCAAGGGCAAAGUGAUCUUCAAUGGCACACAAAAAUGUGAUGUUACCUUCAUCAUCAGCGAUGACGAUGUGUUUGAGUUGCUGACGGGCAAGUUGCCUCCACAGAAGGCGUUCUUCCAGGGCAAGAUCAAGGUCCAGGGCAACAUGGGAUUCGCAAUGAAGCUGAUGGACUUGCAGCGCUCUGCCCAAGGUCGCAUUGAGGAGCUGCGCUCCAAGCUCUAAAUUAGAGGACUCAUCAUAUGCUUUAUUCACCAACUUUGCAUUGGGACAGCGGUUAAAGCGUAGUGUUUAAAUGGAAUUAUUUUGUAAUUGCAUUUUGUAUUAUAUUAUUUGUAGUUUGUAAAUGAUCACGAUUAUAUAUUUGAUUUUUGUACGAUCCGAA
Drosophila sulfurigaster albostrigata is the source of this 1911-nucleotide messenger RNA. RefSeq names its product sterol carrier protein 2 (gene ScpX). Lineage: Eukaryota; Metazoa; Arthropoda; Insecta; Diptera; Drosophilidae. Gene Ontology annotation, molecular function: acyltransferase activity, transferring groups other than amino-acyl groups. The coding region runs from base 117 to 1751 and encodes 544 amino acids. The transcript has 5 exons. The record is from RefSeq and is a predicted model, not a curated record.